Orycteropus afer afer is the source of this 1926-nucleotide messenger RNA. RefSeq names its product WW domain binding protein 11 (gene WBP11). The record is from RefSeq and is a predicted model, not a curated record. The coding region runs from base 1 to 1926 and encodes 641 amino acids. The transcript is spliced from 11 exons. NCBI's taxonomy places the organism in Eukaryota, Metazoa, Chordata, Mammalia, Tubulidentata, Orycteropodidae. Gene Ontology annotation, biological process: mRNA cis splicing, via spliceosome. Gene Ontology annotation, cellular component: spliceosomal complex.
AUGGGACGGAGAUCUACAUCAUCCACCAAGAGUGGAAAAUUUAUGAAUCCCACAGACCAGGCCCGAAAGGAAGCCCGGAAGAGAGAAUUAAAGAAGAACAAAAAACAACGCAUGAUGGUACGAGCUGCAGUUUUGAAGAUGAAGGAUCCCAAACAGAUUAUCCGGGACAUGGAGAAAUUAGAUGAAAUGGAGUUUAAUCCAGUACAACAGCCACAGUUAAAUGAGAAGGUGCUGAAAGACAAGCGUAAAAAGCUACGUGAAACGUUUGAACGUAUUCUACGACUCUAUGAAAAAGAGAAUCCAGAUAUUUACAAAGAAUUGAGAAAGUUAGAAGUAGAAUAUGAACAGAAGAGGGCUCAACUUAGCCAAUAUUUUGAUGCUGUUAAGAAUGCCCAGCAUGUGGAAGUUGAGAGUAUUCCUUUGCCAGAUAUGCCCCAUGCUCCUUCCAACAUCUUGAUCCAAGACAUUCCACUUCCUGGUGCUCAGCCACCCUCCAUCCUUAAGAAGACCUCAGCCUAUGGACCUCCAACUCGGGCAGUUUCUAUACUUCCUCUUCUUGGACAUGGUGUUCCACGUUUACCCCCUGGCAGAAAACCACCUGGUCCUCCCCCUGGUCCACCUCCUCCUCAGGUCUUGCAGAUGUAUGGCCGUAAAGUGGGCUUUGCCCUAGAUCUUCCUCCUCGUAGGCGAGAUGAAGAUAUGCUAUAUAGUCCUGAACUUGCUCAGCGAGGUCAUGAUGACGAUGUUUCUAGCACCAGUGAAGAUGAUGGCUAUCCUGAGGAUAUGGAUCAAGAUAAGCAUGAUGACAGCACUGAUGACAGCGACACUGACAGAUCAGAUGGAGAAAGUGAGGGGGAUGAGUUUGUGCACCGUGAUGAUAAUGAGAGAGACAACAAUGAAGAAAAAAAGUCAGGUCUGAGUGUGCGAUUUGCAGAUAUGCCUGGAAAAUCAAGGAAGAAAAAGAAGAACAUGAAGGAGCUAACUCCUCUUCAAGCCAUGAUGCUACGAAUGGCAGGUCAGGAAAUCCCUGAGGAGGGACGGGAGGUAGAGGAAUUUUCAGAAGAUGAUGACGAAGAUGAUUCUGAUGAUUCUGAAGCAGAAAAGCAAUCACAAAAGCAACAUAAAGAGGAAUCUCUUUCUGAUGGCACAUCUACUGGUUCUUCACAGCCGCAGGCUCCGCCACAGUCUGUUCCUCCUUCUCAAAUACAAGCACCUCCUAUGCCAGGACCACCACCUCUUGGACCACCACCUGCUCCACCUUUAAGGCCACCUGGACCACCUACAGGCCUUCCUCCUGGACCACCACCAGGAGCACCUCCGUUCCUGAGACCACCCGGAAUGCCAGGCCUCCGAGGGCCUUUACCCCGACUUUUACCUCCAGGACCACCCCCUGGCCGACCCCCUGGCCCACCUCCAGGACCACCUCCUGGUCUGCCUCCUGGCCCUCCUCCUCGGGGCCCCCCACCAAGGCUACCUCCCCCUGCACCUCCAGGUAUCCCUCCACCUCGUCCUGGCAUGAUGCGCCCACCUUUGGUGCCUCCACUUGGACCUGCCCCACCUGGGCUUUUCCCACCAGCUCCCUUGCCAAACCCUGGGGUUUUAAGUGCCCCACCCAACUUGAUUCAGCGACCCAAGGCGGAUGAUACAAGCACAGCCACCAUUGAGAAGAAAGCCACGGCAACCAUCAGUGCCAAACCACAGAUCACUAAUCCCAAGGCAGAGAUUACUCGGUUUGUGCCCACUGCACUGAGAGUACGUCGGGAGAACAAAGGGGCAACUACUACUCCCCAAAGAAAGUCAGAGGAUGAUUCUGCUGUGCCUCUUGCCAAAGCAGCUCCUAAAUCUGGUCCUUCUGUUCCAGUUUCAGUACAAACUAAGGAUGAUGUAUAUGAAGCUUUCAUGAAAGAAAUGGAAGGGCUACUGUGA